AAUUUAUCUGUUGCAAAACGUUAUGAAAUAGUUUUAUAUAAGAGGAAUUACGUAUACUUUUAUUUUUAAGAAUAUUUUUUAACGAACUAUAAAGCAUCUGAAGAUUUUCAACUAAAAUCAAUUCAACAGUAAAUUAGUAUAUAUUCGAUCAAUUAUCACCUUUCUUUCAUUCAGGAAAAUGCAUAGGAUUUUCUUCUACAUCUACUUAUGUGCCACUGUUUUCUUAUGUGUGAAUGCACUGAAAUGUAGAGAAUGCGGAACGUACGAGUGUCAUAACAAAAGUGAUGAUGACUGUCCUUCUGGCCUUGUGACUGAUAUCUGCGAUUGCUGUCUUGUUUGUGGGAAAAGUGAAAAUGAAAAUUGCGGAGGACUUUGGAAUCAAUUGGGGAAAUGUGGAAAGGGACUUUAUUGCAAAAAAGAGAGCGAAAUCCCACACAGUCCUGGAAUCUGUAUAAGAAAAUAAACAAUAAAAGAUGUAAAUAGCUAUUGUAACACCAAUAUGAAUUAAAAUUUACUUGCAAAUAUAAAAAA
Messenger RNA from Centruroides sculpturatus (bark scorpion), 531 nucleotides. RefSeq names its product venom protein 302-like. The transcript has 4 exons. Lineage: Eukaryota; Metazoa; Arthropoda; Arachnida; Scorpiones; Buthidae. Gene Ontology annotation, molecular function: insulin-like growth factor binding. The record is from RefSeq and is a predicted model, not a curated record. Gene Ontology annotation, cellular component: extracellular region. Bases 179 to 463 code for a protein of 94 amino acids. Gene Ontology annotation, biological process: regulation of cell growth; regulation of signal transduction.